UCUAGAAUCGAUUAAUCAAGUGUAAAUUGACAAGAGUUUGGGACUUAUUGCAUAAAUUUCCCAAACAUAAGAAACGAGUUUGUUAUUUGUUUUGUUUUUGUUUUUCUCCCUUUCCCCGAAAUACGUUUCAGUGGACACAGACAUAUAUAGAGAGAGACGGAACAGAGAUCCAUAGCCAUUGAAGAAGAAGAAGAAGAAGAUUGAAUUCGACAAAUCGCAGAAAUGCAUGUGAUAAAUGCAGUGAUGGCGACUUGGUUUCUAACUCGGAACCCGGUCCUGCAAUCGGAGGCCAUACCAUUCGGAUCGAUAUGGUGGUUCGUCUACGCCGGAAUUUCUUGCUUUUUGGUCCUCUUCGCCGGAAUCAUGUCCGGCCUAACCCUGGGCCUCAUGUCCCUCGGCCUCGUCGAGCUCGAGAUUCUCCAGCGCAGCGGAACUCCAUCGGAGAAGAAACAAGCAGCCGCGAUUCUUCCGGUGGUUCAGAAGCAGCAUCAGCUUCUGGUGACGUUGCUUCUGUGCAAUGCUGCCGCCAUGGAAGCUCUUCCUAUAUACUUGGACAAAUUGUUCAAUCAGUACGUGGCUAUUAUUCUCUCUGUCACUUUUGUUCUGUUUUUUGGAGAGGUUAUUCCGCAAUCUAUAUGCACAAGAUAUGGACUUGCUGUUGGUGCCAACUUUGUUUGUCUUGUGCGGGUUUUGAUGAUAAUUUGCUACCCAAUUGCUUAUCCAAUUGGAAAGAUUCUGGAUUGGGUACUGGGACAUAAUGAAGCUUUGUUCAGGCGAGCUCAGUUGAAAGUUCUUGUCUCCAUACACGGCCAGGAGGCCGGCAAGGGAGGUGAACUUACACAUGACGAGACGACCAUUAUUAGUGGAGCCCUGGAUUUAACUGAAAAAACAGCUGAGGAGGCUAUGACACCUAUUGAGUCAACCUUUUCCCUAGACGUGAAUUCAAAGUUGGACUGGGAAGCAAUGGGAAAAAUUCUUGCUCGGGGUCAUAGUCGAGUUCCUGUCUAUUCUGGGAACCCAAAGAACGUUAUUGGGCUUCUUCUGGUAAAAAGUCUUCUUACCGUACGACCUGAAACAGAGACUCCAGUCAGUGCCGUUUCUAUUCGGAGAAUACCGCGAGUUCCUGCAGAUAUGCCACUGUAUGAUAUACUGAAUGAGUUUCAGAAGGGCAGCAGUCACAUGGCAGCUGUGGUAAAGACUAAAGGGAAAAGCAAGGCUCUUCCAGCAAUUGAGGGAGAGAAAGCUGAAGACGAAAACAAAGCUACUAGUGGGGAGUCUCAACUCACUACUCCUUUGCUAACCAAGCAGGAUGAGAAGGCAGACAGUGUCGUUGUUGACAUUGACAGAGCUUCAAAGCCUAGUAGUUUGAAGAGAGAACCUUCCUUUCCACGUAACGAUGCAUCGGCCAAUGGUUUGCCCCGUUUGUCGGAGGACAUUGAAGAUGGCGAGGUCAUUGGUAUCAUUACCCUGGAAGAUGUGUUUGAGGAACUUCUGCAGGAAGAAAUUGUGGACGAAACGGAUGAAUUUGUCGAUGUCCAUAAAAGAAUACGCGUGGCUGCAGCUGCAGCUGCUUCAUCAAUGGCACGGGCUCCAUCAAUUCGGAGGUUAACAGCCCAAAAGGGACCUGGUGGCCAAACUAAGCAAGGACAUACCCCGAAGAAAUCGUCUGAGGACGUUUUGAACUCCGCAAAGUUGCAAGGGACAUCCACUGAACCUCUUCUUGGGAAGAUGGAUAAUUAGGCGACACACUUAUAUUUAGGAUACCCAGAUUCUUGUCCUAUGAUGUAAAGGAAAGUCGCUCAUUUCUAUUAGAGAAAGAGAGAGAACUGCGUUCAAUCUAAUGUUGUUUUGAUGAGCUAUGAUGUAUGGUUUCCUUGUAUUUUAAACUCUGUAUUGGUUAGAUAAGUAUGUUUUGGUUUGAGCGAAAAACACUAGCAAAAAUGUUCUGCUUAGGGGGCAUAUGAAAUCCCCAAGAGGAGUCCUUUAUUAAAAAAAAAAAAAAAAAAAAGAGGGAGUCUUGUAAUAUUGGGUUGUGAAUAAUCUUUGUUUUCAAAGAUUUUGCAGUAUUAGGAUAAUUAUUGUACGAGUCCUUCUGGAACAGUUAAAUCAAGUAGCUAAGAAUCAACUUGGAAAUUUCCUAUUUCAUCAAUUCGCAAUUUGAUGAUAUAAAGCUCCAAAAUAAUGGUUGAGCUUUUUUUGUUUUGCUUUUUUUCCCCAUGGAUUUCCGUAGCAGAGAGAGAGAGAGAGAGCUGAGAUGUGCCACUUUUUUGGAAUAGCUGAGAUGUGCCUCUUUUUGGAAUUGAAGCCAAGUAUAGCA
Morus notabilis is the source of this 2317-nucleotide messenger RNA. RefSeq names its product DUF21 domain-containing protein At4g14240. The coding region runs from base 223 to 1740 and encodes 505 amino acids. The record is from RefSeq and is a predicted model, not a curated record. Gene Ontology annotation, biological process: magnesium ion homeostasis. Gene Ontology annotation, cellular component: intracellular membrane-bounded organelle. Lineage: Eukaryota; Viridiplantae; Streptophyta; Magnoliopsida; Rosales; Moraceae. The transcript is spliced from 13 exons.